Molecule: messenger RNA, 3160 nt
Organism: Blastomyces gilchristii SLH14081
Lineage: Eukaryota; Fungi; Ascomycota; Eurotiomycetes; Onygenales; Ajellomycetaceae
Product: arginyl-tRNA synthetase
Exons: 5
Coding region: 39-1766 (575 amino acids)
Biological process (GO): arginyl-tRNA aminoacylation; mitochondrial translation
Cellular component (GO): mitochondrion; cytoplasm
Molecular function (GO): arginine-tRNA ligase activity; ATP binding
Source: RefSeq, a predicted model, not a curated record
GGUGUAAUCACCGUAAAUUAACCCUACGUUCUUCCUGUAUGGAAGUUGGCGGGUCACGGGACGGGGUCUUCGUCGUCUCACUAUUCCUCAGUCACUCACAACUGGAGUAUUGUACAGCCCGCAUCCGCAAAGUAACCACCACAAUUAAACACUCCCACCAGCCUUACAUUUCGAGGCUCAGCAUGGGUACUCUUGCUAUUAAUGGCCUGGAAACGCUUCUCCAGAGUCUCGAGGUGGAGAUACCUGUCCCAACAUUUCCCACCGCGAACAAUGUCGCUAAUCCGGUCGACGUAUAUCGCUGCUAUGUUGCUAAGGUCGUAAAGCAAGUGGUCAAAUGUGACGAGGACACUGCAUAUAAUGCCAUCCAACGAACACAGGUGCUGGCCCAUGGCGAUGUGAUGGUGGUGGUUGCGCGCCUUCGUCUCAAAGGAGCCAAUGUAGACCAGGUUGCCCUUGACUUAUCAUCCAAGCUCUGUGGCAUUUCGCUUAUUUCCAACCCUGUACCUAAGGGUGUCUUCAUUCCUAUCUUUUUUAGUGCCACGACUUUACCCCGCCUAAUUUUACCGUACAUCUUCGAUCGACGACAAUUGUAUGGCCACGACAAAAUUGCUGGUCUGAAACAACCUGAGAAUGAGGCUGCUGGCAAGAAGAAAGUAAUCGUGGAGUUUUCUUCGCCCAAUAUCGCCAAGGAGUUCCAUGCCGGGCAUCUCCGUAGUACAAUAAUUGGGGCUUAUAUUGCGAACCUCUACGAGAGUAUGGGCUGGGACGUAGUCAAAAUAAAUUAUCUGGGUGACUGGGGGAAGCAGUUCGGCUUGCUUGCCGUGGGUUGGCAGAAAUUUGGAUCCGAAGAACUGUUCCAAAAGGAACCCUUGAAGCAUUUACUAGACGUUUAUGCAAAGAUCAAUACUUUGUUCAAACCAGAGCAGGAGGCCAGCAAGAACGCUAGGGAUAACGGCCAGGAUACCUCGGAGAUAGAGAACAAAGGACUUUACGCCGAGCGAAACGCCUUUUUCAAGAAAAUGGAGGAUGGAGAUCCAGAUGCACUCAGCUUGUGGAGGCGGUUCCGUGACAUCAGUAUCGAGAGGUACAUCCGUACCUACGCGCGCUUGAACAUUGCUUUCGACGAAUACUCCGGAGAAUCGACCGUUCGGCCGGAAACAAUUGAGAGCGUCGAAAAAAUGCUGAAGGAGAAAGGUAUUUACGAAGAGAAUGAGGGGUCAUGGGUCAUAGAUUUCAAGAAGCACGGCGCCCGCAAGCUCGGUACUGCCGUUGUCAGGAAUCGAGGCGGAACGACGACCUAUCUUCUUCGAGACAUCGCUGCUGUGCUAGAGCGGGUGGGCAAGUACAAAUUUGACAAAAUGAUCUAUGUCGUUUCCGCUGAGCAAGACUCGUACUUUCAGCGUGUCUUCAAGACGAUUGAGAUUAUGGGCUACCCUGAUAUUGCGACUAAACUUGUCCAUGUCAAUUUCGGGAAAGUUCAGGGAAUGUCGUCGAGGCUCGGAACGGUGAAGCUGCUGAGCGACAUAUUGGAUGAGUGUGGCAACGCCAUGCACGAAGUUAUGCGGGCCAACGAAGCAAAGUACGCUCAAGUUCCGGACCCAAAAGCAGUGGCAGAUGUCGUUGGUAUCACAGCAGUUAUGGCGCAGGAUAUGAGUGGGAAAAGAAUCAACAAUUACGCUUUUGAUAUUACCAGAAUGACUUCCUUUGAAGGCGAUACAGGCCCUUACCUCCAAUAUUCGCAUGCAAGGCUCUUAGACAGGAUGUAAAUUGACACUGGGAUAUUUAUCCGUAUUCUAUUAGAGAAUCCCCAUCUGAAAUGUUAACUCUAGUUUUUGAUAUUUCUGCCCCCAAAAAUUUUUCUCUCCAUUUUUGGUACGCGAUGACGGAAUAAGUCGAAUUUUCUGUUGGCGCUGGGGCUACAGAUUUUCGGGGCCUAGCGCGUCCGUAGAUAGACUAUUGAAGUCGAAUCAAUUUCUAGGCAUCCCACCUAAACAACUUGAGCCUCCAAUCAACCCAUCUCUUUCCCUAUAACUCCGCUGCGCCCACGAGCUGGCUAUUAGCUAGGGUAGGAGGCAUUAAUUUAAGUAUUACGCGCCUCGGGGAAAAUUGCUAAUAGGAAUGAGACCUCAGAAUCCAGGCGCUUAGCAACUGAGUAAGUGCAUGUCUAUCUUUAGCAACCCUUGUUAACGCUCACCGGCAUUCAUUCGUAACAGUCAUCUUUAACGCUGCUGCUUCAUAUCCCUGUUUCCACAAGCACGUUCAUUUUGUUUCAAGUUUCAAUUACAACCACCUAUCAAUUCUCUUUGAUUCGAGGCAGUUCAUUAUUCACCAUCAGAUUUCGCUGGCCACCUAUUUCGAGCCGUUCAGCAGUCAGUUUUCACCAAUCCGAUAGAACCCCGGGGUGCUUUUACAGCGCCAUGCAAGUAUCAACGGUGUCAAUUGUCUCUGUUGACACAAGGUUUUCCCCUUUGCGAGCGCUUAGAAUCAGAAUGAGUGAUCCUUACUGGCCAAAGUCUAUUAGCAGCGGAACAAAAAUCCUUAACAAUUACUUCAAAAUGAAGUCGUCGUUUUUUAUAAAAGCAGCCUUCCAUCACUAUGACGAUGAACUUUAGGAAUACGAAUAUCAGAUCCAAGUUCUUUUUUUUUAAUCAGUGACGCAGAAGUUCUUUCCAUUCACCCUAUCUUCUCUAUAUCAUUUUCUUUAUUUACUUAUCGUCAUAUUAUUUGCCCUUCUCUUCACGUAUAAACAACAUGUGUACCACCAUUAAGACCUACUGUCGUGGUACCGGGGAGUUUUUAAAUGUCAGCGUUGACCGUUGUCAUGAGCUUCGGGCUUUUGGAACCUGCGAUAAGAAAACCAAUGAGCGAAACAAUUGUGGGGGAUGUAAUAGAGUAGUUCAUGGACAUGAAAAGGUCUUGCAACGCAGUGCCACACACGGUGCUAUUUUUCAGGACGUAUACUUCCGUCUCUGCAACGGGAAUUAUCAGAAUGCCCAGGGGCAAUACCUUCAGUAGACCUGGAGCAUCAUUCGAUUUGUCUCAAGGAAUGUGUUUUAGUACAAUUACAUAUUAAAAGCACCGCGAAAGUCAAUAACUACUGCUUUUACACCUGGUGUGUUCAAGCUUUGCUAAGUCUGGUUGAAGUUUUGUUCUAGGCUUU